AGGAAGAGUUUCUUGUACUAACAGCGUAGCAACUGAUCUUAGCCAAAACAAUCGAAUCUUGAGAGGAAUUUGCUAAUUCCAGAACAGGCAUGACCUUGCUCUGAUGUCCUUCCUAGAGAAAAUGUCUAUGGCAGAUUUGAUAGAGAAUCUCAGGGAAGAGCUGACCUGUUUCAUCUGCUUGGAUUACUUCACCAACCCGGUGACCACCGAAUGUGGGCACAGCUUUUGUCUGUUGUGUCUCCUGAGGAGCUGGGAGGAGCACAGCACUCCGUUGUCUUGUCCCGAGUGCUGGAGGACCUUGGAGGUCCCCCACUUCCAGCCCAAUGAGCGUCUGGGGAGGCUGGCUGGCAUCGGCAAGCAACUCAGAUCCCAGGUGCUACAGAGUGAGGACCAGCAAGGGCCCUGCGGGAGAAUUCUGGCAGCCGCUGCGGUGUUCCCUGGUGAUGUGCAGGAUCUAAACACCUUCUCGACCCCGGGUCACGGCAUAAUCGGAGUGUAUGUCUCGAGUGAGGCUGAGGGGCAUCACAAAGGGAAACUCCAGGAAGUCCUAAAUCUUUUGAGUAAAAAGAAAAGGGAAACUCAGGUUGUAUUAACCCACGAGAAGGAGAGAGUGAAAUUGUGUAAGGAAGAGACAAAAAAUUGUAAAGAGGUUGUUGUGUCAGAAUACGCCAAAAUGCACCAGUUCUUGAAGGAGGAGGAGCAGCUGCACUUCCAGUUACUGGACAAGGAGGAAAGACAGAACCUGAAGAAGCUCAGGGACAACGAGAUCAAGCUGACCCAGCAAAUAAGGGGCCUCGGCAAGAUGAUGGGUCAGAUACAGUCCAUGUGUGAGAGCUCGAUCGGAGCAUCCUUUGAGGAGGUGAAAGAAGCGCUGGAAAGGAGUGAGCCGCUCCUGCUUCAGUGUCCAGAGACCGCCACCACGGAGCUGAGCCUGUGCCACGUCACCGGAAUGCGGGAGAUGCUAAAGAAAUUCAGCACGGACGUAACUCUGGACCCGGCCACAGCCAACGCCUACCUCGUCUUGUCCGAGGACCUGAAAAGUGUCCGAUACGGAGGGGUCCGACAGGAGCUGCCCGACAACCCGGAGAGAUUCGACCAGUCUGUCACCGUGCUGGGAGCUCAGAGCUUCACCUGUGGGAGACACUACUGGGAGGUGGAAGUAGGGAGCAAGACGGAGUGGGAGGUGGGCAUCUGUAAGGACUCCGUGAGCAGGAAGGGAAACCUGCCAAAGCCCCCGGGGGACCUCUUCUCACUGAUAGGCUUAAAAAUUGGAGAUGAUUAUAGCCUUUGGGUCUCAUCACCGUUAAAGGGGCAACACGUCAGAGAGCCCGUGAGUAAGGUGGGCGUGUUCUUAGACUACGAGUCCGGACACAUAGCGUUCUACAACGUGACAGAUGAGUCUCUCAUCUACAGCUUCCCUCCAGGCUCUUUCCAAGGGCCUCUUAAACCGAUAUUUUCCCCUUGCCUCCCGAAUGAAGGCACAAACACAGGCCCCCUUACCAUCUGCUCAUUGGAUGGCUGUGUCCGAAGGAGAUGCCCCUUAGCCCUCACUAAGGAUGAGGUCUAAGACCAACAGAUGACUAGUAAUUAAGGUGAUCUAAAAGUAAAGUCCCCCCAAAGAGUUUCUACUUGCUUGAAUAGCCCUCACUGAACAGCCAAAUUGGACAAUCAACUUCUAAUACCAAAUAGGAGAAAGCUGAUUAUAUCUUGUAUCUUUAAGAAAAUUUAUCAUUUAGACCAUCCAUGUAUGUGCUGAUCGCUAAAAAUGUAGAGUUAGAACUAGGCCCUGUUACUCCAAAUCCCACUGUUGUAGGCCAGUUUUAUAAAUAUAUGUCAUUUUUU
Molecule: messenger RNA, 1842 nt
Organism: Phyllostomus discolor (pale spear-nosed bat)
Lineage: Eukaryota; Metazoa; Chordata; Mammalia; Chiroptera; Phyllostomidae
Gene: TRIML1
Product: tripartite motif family like 1
Exons: 7
Coding region: 104-1567 (487 amino acids)
Molecular function (GO): protein binding
Source: RefSeq, a predicted model, not a curated record